UGGGAUGUGGAGAAACAAUGAAGCACCAAUCACGAAGCAGGGAGCCAGCGGUGAGUUUUCCUAUUGGACCAAACCUCCGUCAAUGACCACAGUCGAGCCCGGAGAAGCAGUGGUGAGCGUUGGCUGGCUGCGGCACAGAGAUGAGAAGAAAUGUUUGCCACUUGAAGGGAAAACAGCAUCUGGAGAGGCCAGGUGAUGAAUAGCCAGAGAUCCUCCUCUGCAGCCUGAACCCACUCACUCAGUCUGGGGGCUGACUACUUACUCGGAGUGCUUAAGUAAUUAAAAUGUCACCCAUCAUGGAGGGCACACACACUAUCUUGCUCCUGUAUGCACCCAUCCCUGAGCUAAGUAACACCAGCCUGUAUUUUCCCAAGAGGUGCGCCCCAAGCUUCAAAUACAAGAGCCGCGCUUCUCACUCAGCAAAGGCCAGUAAUGACCAUGACUGGGGGAAGCAGGAUCUCACCAUGUCCGAACAAAGAAACCAGACUUCUGACUCCUCAGGUAAACAACUCAUCUCCCAGCAGGCAACAAAGAAAGCUGCUGCAAAGCUCUGCUGGCUGGCAAUGGAGCACCACCAGUUGCUGGCAGAUCUCUUAUCACUGUGUGAGGAUUGCGCCAACAAGGUCAGGAUGGGUAACUGGGAUGGGAAACUCCAGGAUUACAUUCUCAUUGGAAGUCAUGUUCUCAGCAGCAGAAACUGUCCUUUCUCAAGGUCUCCAGAGCAUAAGAGAGCUAUAUCCAAGAGCAAGAAAAUGAAACAGUUGGGAAGCAGGAAGCUUUUCGGUGUUGAGGAUUUUCUACCUGGCAAAAUUAAAAAGACUGUUAGGGAUGGAGCUUCAUAUAUUGAGCUUCCUGUUCAGAACAGUGUGUCUGCAUGUGCAGCCCCAGUAGCGACACAAAUCCCAGGUACCCCGACCUCUGUCCAUGUCUCUGACAAUCCAAUGGCUGGCUCUUAUGUCAGCGAAAUUGCUAAUCCUGUCCUGCCAAUGGAGGAACCCUUCCAGAUUGCUUGUGAAAGCUUGGACUUCACUGUGGACAACCAGAACUUUGACCCUGACAUGGAUUUUUAUAAUGACUUCUCAGAGUAUGAUGGUGAGCUGGGUUACCAGUCAUCUUCUUGCAGCCUGAUGGAGGGUCUAACCCGCCGGGAAAGUGGGAGUAAUCUUCGACCAAUAAAAAGGUUUGAUUCUCCGACUGAGACAUUAUCUGAGACUGCAUUAGCAGUCAAGACGGCCCAGGACAUGUACAAUGAAAUCAACCAGAGGUAUAUCGGAGUAAGGGUGGUGGCCAAAGUGCAGGAUGUGGAAGGGAGAGUGCAACAUGUUGGCCAUACAAGCUCAGAUAGAUCAGGGCCUACCAUGCCACAUCCAGGGACUAGCAGCUGCCAGCAGGGAUAUGGAGAGUUGAUAAGCCCAAAUAGAGACCAGCUGCUGGGAAUCAGUGGAGAAAAGACAAGUAACAAGCUGUCUGAGGGGCUACAGCUGCCCUUGUUCAACACUAUCAGUCCUUCACCCCCAGCCAGGUCCCACACAAAGAGCCCCUCUUCACCUUCUCUCGCUGGGGUCUUCAAUGCAUCUUUCCCCUCCUCAAACAGCCUCCAGAGUAUGUCUCCAGUCCUGUCCCCUCUGUUCUCCAAGCAGGAAAGCCCGCAGCUCAACCACCGCAUUGUAUUGCUGUCAGACAAUGAUGUAGCUCCUGAUCGAGACAGCUCCAGUAACACAGAUGAGCCCAGAAUCUUCACUGAGGUCAUCAACAAGAACGGAAACAAGCGUACCGUAACACGUCUAGACCUGAACCUCAGCAGGUGGCCAAGCAACUCCAAGUGGAAUUCCUCCGGUAACUCAACAACUACAGAAGACUCCCUCUUGCGUCAGGAUGAUAUUUGGAUGCUGGAUGGCGAUGACCCUCGAGAACCCCUUUCCCGUGUUCCACACCCUGAUCACCUGGACUUCCUACGCAUCACACCACCUGAGGAUGACCUCAUCGGGGACACACCCUACUAUCCCAAACUGGAUUGCACGACAGAAGUCACGUCUCCUGCAGACAGUGAGGACCGGACCCCAGGGCGUCUGCAAGCUGUGUGGCCCCCACCCAGAUCUAAAAAUGAGGAAGAGAAGGUGGGGCUCAAGUACACAGAGGCAGAGCACCAGGCUGCCCUUUUUCAGCUGAAGAGAGAGUGCAAGGAAGAGCUGGAGAAAAUGCAUGCCAACUAUGAGCUUAAGGUUUUCCAACUGCGUGGUGAGCAUGCUGGCUCAGUAUCAAAACUGGAAGAAAUCAUUGCUAAUAUGCAAAGAGACAAGUCAUAUAAUAAUACAUGUAAAGAGCACAGAGCGGUCCGCGAUGCUGCUGUAUCCAAUGCAGCCGACCGCGCACUAUCUGGAGUUGUCCCCCCUCCUCCCCCCCCUCCUCCAGGCUUUGGCCCCCUACCUCCACCCCCUCCAGGGGGCUUCAGCCUCAUCCAGAAGGUGGAAAAGCCCCCCCGGAAGCCUUCCAUUGAGCCAGCCUGUCCCAUGAAGCCUCUGUACUGGACAAGGAUACAGAUACAGGACAAUAACAACAACACACUGUGGGGUUCUCUGGAGGAGCCAAACAUCAGCACUGAUGAGUUUGAGGAACUUUUCUCCAAGGCCACGCUACAGCCAAAGAAGAAGACCCUGUCUGACACCUUUGAGAAGAAAGCCAAAACUAAAAAGGUUAUCAAGCUGCUGGAAGGGAAGCGUUCACAAGCAGUUGGCAUCCUCAUAUCAAGCCUGCAUUUGGAGAUGAAGGACAUUCAACAAGCUGUUCUUACUGUGGACAACACUGUAGUGGAUUUGGAAUCCAUUGAGGCGUUAUAUGAAAAUAGAGCCACCAGUGAUGAGAUGGACAAGAUAAUGAGACAUUAUGAAAAGUCUAAAGAAGAUGAAAUCAAACUGCUGGACAAACCUGAACAGUUUCUCUAUGAGCUCUCCCAGAUUCCUGACUUUGCGAGCCGGGCCCACUGCAUGAUCUUUCAGUCAGUAUUUGUUGACACCAUCUCCUCCAUCCAUCGCAAGGUGCAGACUAUGUCUACUGUCUGCAAAGAACUGCUGGAGUGUACCAGUUUGCGGGAUGUGAUGGGUCUUGUUCUGGCUUUUGGAAACUAUAUGAAUGGAGGGAACAGGACUAGAGGUCAGGCUGAUGGUUUUGGACUAGAAAUCCUCCCCAAACUAAAGGAUGUCAAGAGCAGGGACAGUCAUUUCAGCCUGGUGGAGUAUGUGGUUUUAUACUACCUGCGUAAUUUUGACAAGCAUGCUGGCACAGAAAAGAGUGUGUUCCCUCUUCCGGAGCCUCAAGUUUUCUUCGAAGCCUCUCAGGUUAAAUUUGAAGACCUCACCAAAGACAUUAGGAAGCUGAAGAAAGACCUGACUGCUUGUGAGAAAGAAGUGCAGCAGGUGUGUGUCAACUCAUCAGAGGAACAUCUGCAGCCGUUCAAGGAGAAGAUGGAGGGAUUUAUCUCUGCUGCUCAGAUGGAGCAUUCAGCUGAAGAGGAUCAGCUCAAUGCAGCACAGAAAAGUUUCCAGGACAUGGUGAACUAUUAUGGGAUUAAACCAAAGCCCGGGGAGAAAGAAGUGACCCCGAGUUACGUCUUUAUCCUUUGGUAUGAGUUCUGCAGUGACUUCAAGAACGCCUGGAUACGACAAAGCAAGAACAUCUCCAAGGAGAGGUUGAAGGAAGCUGAGGAAAACAUCAAGAAGAUCACAGCGGAGAAGAGAGUCGAAACCAAGAAGAUCAAUGCCAACAGUCUGAAAGAGAGGCUGCGACAGAAGGAAGCCGGCGUGUCCUCCAACUGAAAUUACAGGUGACCAUAGCAGAAAAAAUGAGAAGUGGUCAUAAGAAAGUUGGAAAUCUCAGAUGAGAAGGUGCACAGGCCUCACCAUCCCUCUGUGGCCUGUACACAGUCACACUACUACUGCUUCCUCUGGCAUUUCUCAGUCCUAUUAACAGCCCUGGACACCCCCACUCCUCCACAUUCACUCUCAUGUCGAGGCUCUUUGGCACACCCCUUGCAUGGAGGGCCACAGGUCGACCUCAUUCAGCCCGCAUGGCGUGACCUCAGAGUGCCCAGUUUGUGAAAGGUCUCAGUGGGACAGUGGCAUUCACAGCAGUGCCAGCUGCCACAUCCAUGAGGUUCCUCCUGGAUCUAUCCCUGACCUAUAGCCGUUACAGUACAUACAUGUUCAAAGUCUUAGGAUGUUGUUGUUGUUCCUGUCCAAUUCUGCUCACAGAAAACACCCUGUGGAUGAAAGAUGUCUGGAAAGCAGUUCCUAGUGUCCUUUGCUGUAAUGGAUAGUUUUUCAUUCGCCAUGGCUCAUUAAACGGCUUGUAUAUACAGUAUGUUCUGUUAUGGAACUGGUUGGGAUCUUACAGCUUUAAGGAGUAGUGGAGAUGAGAAGGUUUCUCUGUAUUGUGUUUUUGCAUUGCAACAGAAUGACCUCUCUUGAAUUACAGCCAGAGAAGAGCACACACUGACAGCAAGCUUCCAUCCCCCUCACACACACACACACACACAAGCAUCAGAAGACCACAGCAGAUUUUAUCCAUGCACCCACUCACCCGAGAAAUAUACCUGUUAAUGCCUCAUCCAGUGCUGUGUCACAUUGUGUCCAGCACAAUUUUAAGGACUUUCCUGCUUGCAGUAGCUGUAUGUUGUAGCUCACAAUAAGCCACACUCCCUUGCUACCUGCAUGCAUAUCUUCAGAAGUCUAAUACUUUGUUUUGCACCUCUUUUUCUAUGCAAAGGGCUGGUCUUAUUACUAUAAGAUUUAUUAACCAUAUUACUUCAUGAUUUUGUUUUUAUGUUGGAAAACGUGUAUUAAGUGCUGUGUUUUAUUUUCAAAAACAUAACUAAGCUCCUUUGUCAUUGAAUUAGAGUAUAUUUAUAGAAGAUAAGAUUUAUUUUAAGGCAAGAAAAAAGCUUUGUUUCCUUUCAGGCUGUAUUUUUAUGAGAUGUAAUUGUUUGCCUGAAAGGUGAGUCAGAUGAAAGAUAUUUUCACAUGGAUGCUAUAUAUAUGUGUUGUGCCUUCUGAUUUACAUUGUACUCAGUGAUAUGUGGAAAUGGAGUAAUUUGGAUAGAAUAAAAACAGCUGCCUUUUCCUUCUAAUUUUGGGGCGAUGAAAGUUGUUUUGGGCAUGGAGAACAUUUACAGUAAGCGGAUCAUACCUCAGACAGAUUUCUGUUAUCAGUGUGUCCAUAAAACUGCACUUUGAACUAGGGACUUAAAAAUUUCAGAAGAAAUUUUAGGUGUGCAAGCUCCAACCACCACCACCGCCUCUUCUCGUGCUACCCACCCACACGCUGCCGUCGCUGAGCUGCUGAUCGGACGUGCAGAACACAGCAGUACAAGGUUUUGUAUGCUAAAAUAUCACAUAGAGAAUGAUGUGGGAUUUGGCUGAAUCAGGACAUAAGACAACACAAUACAUAAAGGUCCUAGACCAGAGCAAGUGACAGAGAAGAACAAAGACAGUGAUAACAGAAAGAGAUGGACAGAGACAUGGAGUGACAGUGUGUGUGUCUGUGUGACAGACACAGGGAGACAGGAUGGAGGCACGUUAUUUUCCUCCAAAAGUAAAAGUCAUA
Molecule: messenger RNA, 5598 nt
Organism: Monopterus albus (swamp eel)
Lineage: Eukaryota; Metazoa; Chordata; Actinopteri; Synbranchiformes; Synbranchidae
Product: formin-1-like
Exons: 20
Coding region: 285-3812 (1175 amino acids)
Biological process (GO): cortical actin cytoskeleton organization; actin nucleation
Cellular component (GO): actin filament; cytoplasm; cytoskeleton
Molecular function (GO): microtubule binding; actin filament binding
Source: RefSeq, a predicted model, not a curated record